AUGGCUCCACCUGGAACAAUUGGAGUAGUAGACCCUGGAUGGGAGCACGGUGUUGCUCAAGACGAGCGGAAGAAGAAGGUUAAAUGCAAUUACUGUGGUAAGAUCGUUAGCGGAGGAAUAUACAGAUUGAAGCAACACUUGGCUCGUGUGUCAGGAGAAGUAACUUAUUGUAAUAAGUCUCCAGAGGAAGUAUGUUUGAGGAUGAAGGAGAAUUUGGAACGUUGUCGUUCCACCAGAAAGCUGAGGCAACAUGAGGAUAACAAUGGACAGUCUUGUUCCAGUUUCCAUCAAUCUAACAAUGAUGAUGAGGCGGAAGAGGAAGAUCGGCGUUGCUGGUAUAGAAGAAGCAAAGGAAAGCAAUCGUUGGGUGAUGGGAGUCUUCUCCGGUCUUCUGGAUACGUUGAUCCUGGAUGGGAACAUGGUGUUGCUCAGGAUGAGAGGAAAAAGAAAGUGAAAUGUAAUUACUGUAACAAGAUUGUGAGUGGUGGUAUUAAUCGAUUUAAACAGCACCUCGCGAGAAUACCUGGAGAGGUAGCGCCGUGUAAAAACGCUCCUGAGGAGGUUUAUGUUAGGAUUAAAGAGAAUAUGAAAUGGCAUCGAGCUGGGAAGAGACAGAACAGACCUGAUGAUGACAUGGGAGCUUUAACUCUUGCAACAGUCUCUCAGGAUCCCGAGCCAGAAGAAGAUGAAGAGGAAAAUGACUUCAAUCCAAGUAGCCAAGAUAGGUUGGUGCUUGGAAAUGGAAGGUCUAGUAAAGAAAAAAGAAAAAACUUUGAUUCAGUGAACACUAGAUCUGUCUCUGAAGCAAGACCAAAAAGAGCGAAGGUGAUCCCGUUUCAGUCACCUUCUUCGAGCAAACAGAGAAAAAUAUACACUAGUUGUUCAAACAGAGUUGUAUCACGAAAAGAAGUCACUUCCUCUAUUUCCAAAUUCUUCCACCACGUAGGAGUUCCCAUGGAAGCAACGAAUUCUUUGUUCUUCCAAAAGAUGAUUGAAUUGAUUGGUCUGUAUGGAGAAGGAUUUGUUGUGCCCUCCAGCCAGCUGUUUUCUGGUAGGCUCUUACAGGACGAGAUAUCGACUAUCAAAAGCUACUUGAGGGAGUACAGAUCUUCUUGGGUGGUUACGGGUUGUUCUAUAAUGGCAGAUACUUGGACCAACACAGAGGGCAAGACAAUGAUCAGUUUCUUGGUCUCGUGCCCGCACGGUGUCUACUUCCAUUCCUCCAUUGAUGCCACUGACAUAAUAGAAGAUGCUUUAAUCCUUUUCAAGUGCCUAGACAAACUAGUUGAAGACAUUGGUGAGGAAAAUGUGGUGCAGGUUAUUACACAGAACACUGCUAUCUAUAGAAGUGCUGGAAAACUACUUGAAGAAAAGAGAAAGAAUUUGUACUGGACUCCUUGUGCGAUGCAUUGCACGGAAUUGGUUCUUGAAGAUAUCUCAAAGCUUGAAUUUGUCUCCGAGUGCUUAGAGAAGGCCCAAAGAAUCACCAGAUUCAUUUACAAUCAAACUUGGCUGCUUAAUCUCAUGAAGAACGAGUUCACACAGGGGCUAGAUCUUCUUAGACCGGGAGUCACGCGCCACGCCUCCAGUUUCACCACUCUUCAGAGUCUUAUGGAUCACAAGGCCAAUCUCAGAGGUCUAUUUCAAUCCAACGGCUGGAUUUUGUCUCAGACGGCUGCCAAGUCUGAAGAGGGAAGAGAAGUGGAGAAGAUGGUGUCGAGUGCUGCGUUUUGGAAGAAGGUUCAGUACGUUUUGAAAUCGGUUGAUCCAGUGAUGCAGGUGAUUCGUAUGAUUGAUGAUGGUGGUGGCGAGAGACUAUCUUUGCCAUAUGCUUACGGUUACAUGUGCCGUGCGAAAAUGGCGAUCAAGUCUAUUCAUAGCGAUGAUGCAAGGAAAUACGGACCAUUCUGGCGUGUUAUAGAUUACCAUUGGAACUCAUUGUUUCAUCAUCCCCUCUACGUAGCUGCAUAUUUCUUCAACCCGGCUUAUAGAUAUCGUCCUGAUUUUAUGGCGCAUUCUGAGGUUGUGCGCGGAGUUAACGAAUGCAUUGUUCGACUUGAGCCUGAUAAUAUGAGAAGAAUCACAGCAUUGAUGCAGAUUCCGGAUUAUACUUCUGCAAAAGCCGAUUUUGGAACGGAUAUAGCGAUUGGCACAAGAACCGAGCUCGACCCAGCCGCGUGGUGGCAACAACACGGUAUAAGCUGUUUGGAACUCCAGCGAGUAGCGGUUCGGAUACUGAGCCACACUUGCUCCUCCAUUGGGUGCGAGCCUAAGUGGAGCGUGUACGACCAAGUAAACGGUCAAUGCCAAAGCCGGUUUGGGAAAAAGUCGACGAAAGAUCUCACUUACGUCCAUUACAACUUACGCCUCAGAGAGAAACAGCUGAAACGACGGCUAGAUGAUGAUGGAUCAACACCGAAUCUUAACUACGCCUUGCUCGAUCGGUUGCUCCCAGACUGGCUCGUGACCUCCGAGAGUAGCGAGGUACUUGAAAACGCCAAACGCUAA
Molecule: messenger RNA, 2508 nt
Organism: Arabis nemorensis
Lineage: Eukaryota; Viridiplantae; Streptophyta; Magnoliopsida; Brassicales; Brassicaceae
Source: the annotation of a GenBank genome assembly